ACCACUUCCGGUUUGGAAUUUUCUAAAAUUUUGUGUGACAUUUUUUCUACAAUUUUGCUGUUGUCAUCCAACAUUUGGACAAAUUUGCAUGGGGACUUUAUCUUGUGCUUGUAUUAAAAUGCGCUGAAAUUCAGAAAAACAGGAUUCAAGGGAUCUUUGAAGAUGGAAACAUCAAAAUGGCAGCCAGGCUACCUGCCAAAGACAGGAAAACUAGAGAGGUGUUUGCUUGGAUCAGAAGAGAUUCAAGUACCUGAGUGCUUCUUAGAACAGAAGCAUAUAUUCCACAGUGUUAUGAGCCAGGAAACAUGGAACAAAGUUCUCACAGAAUCUCAGAGACAACAUCUCAUGACAUUUCUACCUAAGUUUCCAGAGAAGGAAAAUGAAGAGAGGAGAGAUACAUUGAGGAAACUUUUCAAUGGAGAAAAUUUCAAAUUUGGAAACCCUCUACAAAAGUUCCAGUACCAGCUGAAAGAUGGAAGUUUCUCUCCAGAUAUUGCCAAAUACAGCAAUAUGAUCAGACGGAUGAAACAUCAGGAAUACAGAAACAAACAGAAGAGAUAUUACCACAAUUUGCUGAAAGAAAUCCUACUUUCUAGACAGAGAGUGUUUGACCAGUUGACAGAACUCCCUCCGGAUGAACCAAUCAAAUUUGAAUAUGAGCCACCAAAACAACAGAAAGAAAGUCCACUUAAACAGAAAGUACAGAGAAAAUAUAAAAGGUAUUUAGAUGAAGUAAGAAAGGAAUGUGGUGCUGAUGAGAUCUCCUCAGAUGAAGAUGAUGGAAGUCCAGUGGACAGAAGCAAGCAACAGUUAUUUAAAUCUCUGAAUCCAGUUCCCUCUCCUGAACCAGUGACACCUAGUGUUCAUUCUACCUAUGCUGCCAAACUAGAAUAUGUAAAUGGAGAUGUAGAUACGCCAGCUGCUGCAUUAAAGAGGCCACGCCCGAUAUCACCCCCUGAGAUAACCGAGGACACCUACAGGGAGAUGUUGAUCAAACACAGGAGAAGACAACUCUAUGAUGAUUAUGAUGAAGAGGAGCACCCAGAAUACAACACACAGAAUAUCAGCCUACAGGAUGUGAUGGCACGAUGUCAGGCCAGUAGGAAAGGAGGAACAGAACCUGAUGAUGAUGAUCUUGACUUUCCGCUAAUGUCAUCAUCUAAAGGGAAAGUAAAAAAGGAGAAGACAGAAAAACGAGUUAGAAAGAAGACAGCAAAGAAAAUACGUGACAUGGAUUUUUCUGCUGCUUCAUCAGCUGCUGCUGCUGCAGGAGAUGCAGAUGAUGAUGAUGAUGAAAGUAGAACCAAUGUCAGUAUUGAUAUAACAGAAGAUGAUACUAGCACUGUAGAUCAGUUUCCUGUACAAACCAGUAAAACAAAGGAUGAUUUGAGUCAAUGUCCUAGCUUCUUUAGUUUACUGAAAAAUAUCAUAGUGCACUCACCUGAUAACAGAAUCUCUGCAGUAAAGUUGGAGGAGAGAGUACGAGACUGGCAGGAGUCUCCGUUCAGUGAUGAGUGUGCCUGGGUGUCAGCACAGGAUGACUGGGUGGACCUUGUAAUUUCAGCACUCAAAUUUCUUGCUGGGGAAACUAUAGGUUUGAAUGUAGAUCAGUUUAUUCCCUACUUGGACUAUAAAGAGCGGGCCCAGCAGUGGCACUGGAUUGGUGUUGGACGUGACUCUGAUGAGAACCUACUGAAAUGGUGCAACCAUUGGCUCAAACACAAGGGCGAGGUGUCAGAGCUAAUUAUUGACCCCAUUCAGGGCUCACCACCCCCAGCCAGAAUAAGAACUGGUUAUGUAGUCAAGGCAACAUCUGAAGAUGAGAAGGCAGAUUUUCAGAGACAGGAGAAGUUACGUUUUGCUGAGCCUCAUAAAGCUUUCACGUACGAGAUGCACGGGUAUCAGUCAGUGGUGGGACCUGUGAAAGGAGUGUUCAGCAAGAAAAAUGAUACAAACAGAGCACGGGAGCAUGCAUUGCUUGUGUCUAGCAGACCUGCAUUUAUUACUAUCCUAACAUUAGUAAGGGAUGCUGUUGCCAGAUUACCUAAUGGAGAAGGAAAUAGAGCAGAGAUCUGCGAACUUUUAAAAGAUUCACAGUUUCUAGCUCCAGGAAUCACUGAUGCUCAGAUCAAUGUAGUGGUGAGUGGUGCAUUGGACAGACUUCAUUCAGAGAAGGAUCCUUGUGUGAAGUAUGAUGUAAACAGUAAAGUCUGGAUCUAUCUGCACAGAAAUAGAACUGAGGAAGAAUUUGAGAAGAUCCACCAGGCACAGGCUGCAGCACAGAAAGCUAAGAAAUCCCUGGCAAAACAGAAAACUGCUAAAACAACUGCUCCAAAGUUGCGGGAUAUGGCAGCAGCACCAUCAGGCAGUACAAGUUCUCUAAGUUUGGCUCCAUCCCUGGGCUCCAGCUCUGAGAGUAUCAAUGUAGAAGAUGUAAGCCCAGGUCAGUUAGGCUCCCAGGCACAGUUACUAGCAGGAACAGCAGCUCCAGCUGUGAAAGUCUCUGCAAGACAGUCUUCUGUGUCAAGUAAAACAGCAGGUGUGACCCAGUCCUUGACCCCUGCCCAGUUACAGCUUCUUCAACAAGCUGCUGCAGCACAAGCGGCCCAUGUGAAAGCCCAGGCUGAGGCCCAGGCUGCUAAAGCCCAGGCACAGGCACAGGCACAAGCUACAGGUAAAGGACAAGGAAAAGGACAAGGUGCAUCCCCAAAAUUAGAUCUGGCAAACAAAGUACAAAAUGUUACUAUCAACCAGCAAGGUCAAGUGAAGGUCAUCCCUCAGACGACCUCUAUAGCCUCUGUUGUCAAGGGAACAGCUCCGCCAAAUGUCACUAUUCAGACAAAACCAGAAUUACAGACCAUACGUCAGACAUCUGUGGCCACUGGUCAGACAGAAGGUCCAAGUUCACCAGCAGUUCAGGUCAUCACUACAGCAACAAAAACUGUAACUGUGGCAACAAGCUCAGGUGUUGGUAGUCCGGUUACUGUUAUUAGUUCCAUGCAAGCUGGUACAAACCCUCUGGUUGCAAGGUUGAUGCAGCAGAUGUCAGCUGGAGGUCAGAUGGUGUCAGUCAGCAGUCUUCUUGCUGCUCAGAGAUCUCUACAGCAGGGGAACCAGCCUAGAGGAACAGCCGCCUUCAAGAUACAAGGUGGAAAUGUAUUACAGCAAGUCUCCCCUGGAAAACCAGUUCAGUUAGCAGGAAAACCAUUGGCUCAUGCCAAAGGUCAGCUGGUACAACUAGGGGGCAAAGGUCAGCAGGCCCUGGGAGUUAUACAGACACCACAGGGAACUAUAAAUAUCAUACCUCAGGGUGCAGCCCAAGGGGGUGUAGUCACAAUAUCACAGCCUAAAACUGCAGGAACAUUGGAGACAAAGCAGUCUGGUUCCCCUGUGCUGACAACUAUCAGCCAGUCAGCUGCUACCCAGGGUGCAUUAGGACAGAUUCUUGGCCAAUCAAAAUCAUCAACAACAAAUCCAGGAGGAGUGAUGGUAACUCAGCUUACAUCUGGAGGAAGUAUAACACUGAGACCUACAGGUACUGGAAGUCAUGGUAAAGUUAUUACACAAGGCCAGCCAGGACUGGUUCCUGCACAGCUAAUUUUACAGCCGCCGACAGGAAGUCUGAAAACAGUAGAGGCACAGUCUGGCGCUGACACUACUGUUUCAGGCUCAGGUGUAACUCCUCAGAGUCCAAGUCUUCAAAUGGUGAGAACAGUUCUAUCUCAGCAAGCUGGACUCAAAGCAGGUCAAGCAACCAUCUUGAUUUCCCAGCCUGCUUUACAGCAAGGACAGGUGCUGCCACCUGGACAUUUAGUUCAACAUACAAGGUCUCAGGGAAAGACAACUCAACAAGGGAAGCCAGUUUUUGCCAGGAUUAUCAACCCAGGAUCUGUAAAGUUGGCUGCUGGAGUGCAAGGAUUUCCCACUCAGGGGCCAUUGAUCCACACAGUAGGUCCCACAGGGCAGACAAUUUCUGUGCAAAGUGAUGCUGCAUUGAGACAGACUUUAAGUAAACUUGUUACUGGUGCCAGUCCUGGGAGCCCAGCAAAUGUAAUUUUGACAACAGUGGGGUCGUCAGGGACUAGUGCAAGUCCAGGAAGCCCUGCAAAUGUUAUUCUUGGAUCUUCAGGGACAUCUAUCACAUCAAGUCAACAAAUUCUAGCUGCUGCUGCAGCUGGUAAGGCAGCUCAGAUCAAAGAAAUGGAGAAAGAAAAGAAAUCGUGAACUGCCUGAAUGAUGUGUCUUGUGUUAUUUGUUAUGUGACAUGUUCUGUGGUUAAUUCAGUUAAUUCAAAGGAUUAUGGUACAACAUGUUUCACAAGUACUUAAAAAGAGAAAGAAUUUUCAAAAUUAAUUCUCCAGAAUUGUUUGUUUAGUUGUCUUUUCAUAUCAGUUUUAUUUAAUGAAAAAAGUAACUGUCCAUACAGUGUUAUUCUGUUAUUCUUUCAUAUAAACAAAAUCAGCUACCGCUCAAAAAUUCUAAAAUAUCGAAGAGAACCACCUAAAAAAUCAAGGUGGACUUAAAAAUAUCUACCCAGCAUUUUGAAAUUGUACCCUUAUUAUAAUUGUUUUCUUAUGGUACUAGUGAAAAUUCUGAUUUUUAGGCCCUGCAAGACAGUUUUACUUGCAAAGUUCAUGUAAUUAUGCUAAUAUUUCAUGUUACUGCUUUCUUUUGCAAAUGAAGACCAGCUAUGGUCACAACAUUGCAUUGGAUAUUAAAUUUCUAUUAUUGAAACAGCUUAUA
Molecule: messenger RNA, 4743 nt
Organism: Mercenaria mercenaria
Lineage: Eukaryota; Metazoa; Mollusca; Bivalvia; Venerida; Veneridae
Product: nuclear factor related to kappa-B-binding protein-like
Exons: 29
Coding region: 163-4224 (1353 amino acids)
Cellular component (GO): Ino80 complex
Molecular function (GO): protease binding
Source: RefSeq, a predicted model, not a curated record